CAGUUUCAGUCGGACAAGUUUUUAAGACAACACUCCAGACUGUCAACUUUAGUUUACUUAGACUGACUAGUGCUGCUGUAUCACCUUAACAAGUUAGUAACAGCAGUCCAGAAGCCAUGCCGAGCCACGCGGAGCAGUGGAUCCGCACUUCGAUGCGCACCCCGGGCAUUUUUAUCUUCGGAAUGGUCCUUGCCCCUUGCGGCUGGAUCCUAAACCUCACAGCGACAGUGGCUCCCAACUGGAGAACCAUCAACACUAUCGCCUUACUGCCGGUUGAUACGUUCCUACAACAAGGCAUCUGGGACAUAUGCAAGACGUCCAGCUCGUCCCAAGUAAACCAAUGUAACCAAAAGGACGAGGCGUACUUCAACAACCAGAUUAUAGCGGUCGCCCAGGGCUUGAUGGUAGCGUCUCUGAUAUUGACUCUGAUUGGGCUGGCCACGGCAACCCCCGGGGUAAGGUGCUGGAAAGACCGCCCGAACUGGACAGUAGCCGGGCUGGGGGGAAUGCUCAUCUUUCUGUCUGGAGUCUUGACGAUCAUCCCUAUUGCAUGGUACACUCACAUCUUCAAGGACAUCGCCGCAUCCAGCACCGACAUUCGCGUUGGCUACUGUAUUAUUUUGGGAUACAUCGGGGGCAUCUUCGAGCUACUGGGCGGCUUGGUCAUGUUCAUUGGGAUAUGUCGUUGCUGUGGCGGUAAGAACCGCGGAGAGACGCGAAUCUCGGAGACCACAGCACACUUCAGAAACACCAAACCCCCACCGCGCCGCAUCGAGGUGCCGAGCAUAGCCCGAACCCGGAGUAGCGCUAGCAGCGUCCCCUACUCUAAAGACUCCAUGGAAGACGAGGCGGACUUCCCCCGGGCAAAGAGCACCUCGUACGGAGGAAGACGACCCGCUUAUGACGUUGAUCUGUGAGGACAUUAUGGUGAAGUGGGCCAGUUGCCAUUGAUAGGUGUGACAUGUAUACUAUAGCACUACACAGUAACAUUACAUAUCUACCAAUAAAAUGACAUUUACCUCUACAUGUAGGCAUGUCGUUUUAACCAUAAAACUAGACCUAAUCUUGUUGUUUGGGUGAAUAUGAUAGAAAUAUAAAUUAUUUCACACUUUUGGGAAUAUGCCUAUGAUGUGGCCUAUGGCAUGUUUGUAUUUGAAGAUGUAACAUUAUUUACAAAUUACAAUGCCAGCGCCAAAGAACAUGGAAUGCAGUGCCUUCGGGAAGUAUUCAGACCCCUUGACUUUUUCUACAUUUUGUUAGGUUACAACCUUAUAACAUUUAUAAAAUUGUUUUUUUUUCCCAUCAAUCUACACACACUACCCUGUAAUGGCAAUGCAAAAACAGGCUUUUAGAAAUGUUUGCUAAUUUAUAAAAAAUAAAUACUACAUUUACAUAAGUA
Messenger RNA from Oncorhynchus mykiss (rainbow trout), 1399 nucleotides. Its product is annotated as claudin-23. Gene Ontology annotation, molecular function: structural molecule activity. The record is from RefSeq and is a predicted model, not a curated record. Gene Ontology annotation, cellular component: bicellular tight junction; membrane. NCBI's taxonomy places the organism in Eukaryota, Metazoa, Chordata, Actinopteri, Salmoniformes, Salmonidae.